This is a messenger RNA of Coprinopsis cinerea okayama7#130, 845 nucleotides long. RefSeq lists its product as hypothetical. The transcript has a single exon. NCBI's taxonomy places the organism in Eukaryota, Fungi, Basidiomycota, Agaricomycetes, Agaricales, Psathyrellaceae. The record is from RefSeq and is a predicted model, not a curated record. Bases 22 to 801 code for a protein of 259 amino acids.
CUCACUUGAAGCAGCAUCAACAUGAUCACUCUCUACGACAUCCCCACGACCACCGCGAUCAAAGCCACCUCCGGCAACGUCUGGAAGGCUCGCUUCAGCCUCAACUAUAAAGGGCUCCCAUUCAAGACAGAAUGGAUCGAAAUACCCGACAUCGAAUCUGCCGUCUACCGCAAACACAACCUCUCCGCUCCAACCACGCGUCCAGAUGGAAGCCCUAAAUACACACUCCCCGUCAUCUACGACUCGUCCACCGACAAAGCCAUCGCCGAUUCGUUCGAGAUUGCCAAGUACCUUGACGCGACGUAUCCAGAUACACCCAAGGUGUUCCCUGACACCAAGGACGGCGCUGAGGCGGGAUGGAACAAGCAGGAAGUCAUGAUCAACACCAUUAUGGGCCACAUCUUUCCGAUCUUCCCGUACUACUGCAGAGAGUUGUUGGAGAAGGCUAACCCUCCCACUCGCGAAUACCUCAACGUCGUCGUCGCCAAGGACCUUGCGGCCUUCCUCAAGGUCCAAAAGAUCGAUGAGUUGAACUACACCCCGGAGCAGAAUGCGGAGGGUGUAGAGAAGUUGAAGGAGGCGUUGGGUCAUCUCGACGAGAAGUUUGGCGGGAAGGGAGAGUUUGGAUGGUUCUUGGGGGAUAAGAUCUCUUUCGCGGAUUUCGAACUCGGAGGUCUUUUGCUUGCUAUGAAGAAUGUCUGGCCUGGAGCGGAGGUGUGGGAUACGCAAAUCUCCAAGUGGCACGGCGGGAAGUGGGCCAAUUUUGUUAGCAAAUUGGAACCGUACACGACUGUCAAUUAGUUUAUUUGUAGAGAUCCUUUGACAUAUGUACAGUGCGUUUUAUA